This is a messenger RNA of Gadus morhua (Atlantic cod), 5340 nucleotides long. Its product is annotated as forkhead box protein N3. Gene Ontology annotation, molecular function: cis-regulatory region sequence-specific DNA binding; DNA-binding transcription factor activity. Gene Ontology annotation, cellular component: nucleus. Gene Ontology annotation, biological process: regulation of DNA-templated transcription. NCBI's taxonomy places the organism in Eukaryota, Metazoa, Chordata, Actinopteri, Gadiformes, Gadidae. The record is from RefSeq and is a predicted model, not a curated record.
GGUAAGGGCUCGUUGUGGUCCAUAGACCCGGAGUACCGGCACAACCUGAUCCAGGCCCUGAAGAAGACCCCCUACCACCCCUACUCACCUGGCCUGGCAACGCCCUCCACCUCACCGCCCACCCUGACGCAGACAUACCAGCCCAGUCCUCCGUUGUGGUCGGGGAGUCCCCUCUUCAGAAAGAAUGGAGGAGUUCUCUUACAAGCUCCCCGAAGUGUGAUCCAGAAUGGUGCCCGUGUGAGGAACCAGGGGUUGUUUCCCGUAAUACGACCCCUGCCCGUGAGCCCUGUCGGCAGCAGAACCACCACCAUAAGGUCGGUGCUGGGCGACUACACGGCCCGCGCCGAGGACAGCCAGUCGGGUGACGAGGACGCCCAGGACGACCACACCUACAGCACGGCCAAGUCCCCCAGCCGCUCCUGCUCCUCCUCGCAGGACGAGGGCGAGGGCGAGGCCUCCUCGCACUGCUCCCCGCUGGACGAGGACUUCAACGACGACGACAUCAUCGCCGUGGAGAUCGGCGCCGAGGAGGUGAAACCCGAGCCGCGGGAGAUCCCGCUGGACCUGCACGUCGCCGCGACGGCCGCCACCUUCCUCACCCAGCAGCCCCUGCGGGCGCAGAGACGCGGUUCGGGGGCGGGCGCCGGGGCGGGGGCGACGGCGGGCUCGACGGCGGGGGGCAGCCUGCCCUGGACUAAGAACCGGCUGCGGGGGGUGGGCGACACGCUGCCGCUGAAGAAGCGGCGGGCGGCCACGGCGGCGGCCAUGGUGGCGGCCAUGCCCGUGGAGAGCGACGACGAGGAGAUGAAGGAGGCGGCGGGGUCGCUGCUGCACCUGGCGGGCGUGCGCGCCUGCCUCAACAACAUCACGAACCGCACUGCCAAGGGCCAGAAGGAGCAGAAGGAGACACUGAGGAACUAAGAGGAGAAGGAGGAGGAGGAGGAGGCGCACAGACAUGGAGAAACACGCCUAUUUUAGAAGUACAUUACGUUGGGUCAAUCCGGCACACACACACACUCGCACACACAGACUGAGACACACACACACACACACACACACAAACACACACACACACACAAGGUUACACGUGCACGGGCGCGGGCCUACAGGUGGUGUGGCUAAAGCAUUAGUCUGGACGGACGUUUCUCAUCUCCCUCUCUAACUAUCUGCAGGGCAUUAGGUGAAUCCUACUUAUUUGUGGCAAUAUGAAAAAUCUCUGUUUUCCUACAUGUUCAGCAACACUAACAUUAACGAUCGUGCGUCUCAUCACAUCUUUGUUGUUUUUGUUGUUUAAAAAGGAGAUGAAAGCCAUAAACAAAAUAUGUCUUGUCACAACAUUUUUGGGAGGGUAGGGGAGGUCUGAGUGGGACAUCAAGAUGGAUUCUCGUCGCGGUGCGUAUAUGUUUAUAUACGUCGAGAAAGACGGUCGUUUUCGUCAUGUGUCGUUCGUUCCUGCGUGUAAACCUGUAGCAAUCGGUGAUGCUAGCAAAGAGGCUCAGCCAAUGAGACAAAUGUAUUAAAUUAAGAGAAUAUAUAUAUAUACAUAGAUAUAGAUAUAUAUUACAAUAUAAACACAGAACAGUCCUUGGCUGGUCACUAGCAUCACUCUUUCCGAUCCAAGAGCACAAAUGUGAGAAUGUGCCAAAGAAUAAGUGACCAGGUUGCUUCAUGUAGCCGAUAGGAGAGCUAAGAAAAUAAAAAAAGAGGGGGAAAAAACACAAGACUUAACCGAGAGUCCGUGAGAUAGAGCAACACGAAUGAAGUUACUUGUCCGAAUAAUUGUGAAAACCCGAUGUGAUAUAUCCAUGCACUUCACGUUAUUUUACGUCCCUUACCUAAAGAAAACACGAAAAACAAACAACAACAACAACAAUGGUGAAGACAUGGUUUUUAUUUCAAGAGCACUCAUAGUAUUUAAAAUAGUUAUAUUAUAGAAAAUAUAAAAAUGAAGAAAAAAAAAUAGAUGCUGACAUAGUCAUGUUUAUCAUUAUAAAGAUGGAUAAGGUGCCGGGUAAGAGCCAAUUACUCCAUCGUCAUCUUCUGGGUGUUGUUCAUAUACAUGACAUCCCGAGAACUUCCUUCCUCAUCCCACUCUCCCCGCCUCAUAGACUGUAGACAUCUAGCGACCCGGCGGUCCGCACCAUCCCCGUCCAUCCGUUGUCCAUGUUGUCCGCUGCUCUUGAUAUACUACAUCCAAAUGUGAGUUUAGAUUUGUGUUUUGCAUAAGUUUACCUUCCCCUCACCUCCCGCCCCCCCCCCCCCCCCCCAACACUUUACUCUACGCUCAUCAAGAUAUAAGCAAUUUGUUCCCCAGGUGGACGACUUUGUAAAAAGGUUAGAAAAUAUUUUAUUUUUUUCCUUUCUUAAUUGAAGCAAUUUGACCUGCAGGACUUUCUCAGUUACAUUGCAUGGGUGCUUGUAAAUAAGAUGAAACAGCAAAUGUUUUUUAUUCAAAGAUCAUGUAAGAUAAACAAUGUAUUUAGCAUGAAGCAUGACUUAUUUUCAUAUAAACCUUAAUCCUAGAGGAAAGUUUAAAAAAAAUGUUUUGCCGCCAAUUGUCAUAUCCUUAAUUAUGUUUUAAGUUUAAUUCAGAUUUUUUGUUGAGUCUUUUUAUUAAUGUGUAUUUUAUGAAUGGGCUUACAAAGACACAUUUUCAGGGAGGGGGUGCUUGUGUAGACCGUUGUGAAAUGGAGAGCCCGGCCGUUCCAGGGCUUUACUCAUUUCUCGUUGCUAAGGCCACUUCUUGUUGCCAUGGCCAGGCCAUCCCAGUCACCUCCUGGACAUUGGCUCAGACUUCUUACGUCUGAACAGCGAUAGUGUUUCAGUGUCGAUUCCUGCAUUACUUCAAAAAAAUAUGGUCUUGGUCUAGUGUACGUGUGAGUUAGCCUGUCCCCAAACACAUGCCCUUUAAAGUGUAAGCUUGUUCGCUUUUGAACUUGUGUAUGUAAAUAGACUAUUGCAUACCUUUAAUACUAGCAUCCAUAGAAGAUUGGUAUUUUGGUAUUUUGGUGUGGGAACGAACUGAAUAUGGUUACGUGAUCAUAAAUCAUCAGUUCCUCAAUGAGUGAGGAAUUACAAAACGGAACCCCAAAAAUAAACUAGUACGUUGCAAAGUGCCUAAAUUGAGUUUGGUUUGGUUUAAAGCCUGAUAUCCGACACUUCCACAACUUGUUGAAUUACAUUGAAUAGUAACAUUGCAGAAUAAUUUGAGCUUCCCUUUUAUAGAGUGCACAAUGUUCCACAAUGCAACAGGGCCUUAAACCAGGGUUAAAGCUGGGUGUUUUUGGGGGAGCGUUGACCUGUUUUAUAAGAGUUGGCACGCUUAUGGUCAUCCGUUUACUAACACAACACAAACAAAAGGUUAGUAUCAAAAUACUAACGCUGUCAACUAACGAUAAUUGUACAACUAUUGGCAAUGCACAGUGAAGGUCUCCGCCUGGGUAGUAUUACAGGAAUGCAAUAGUGUUAUUUAUGUAGAGUUUAACAUGAGCAAAUGUAACUUUUUAACAUUGUGCCUGCUUGCCUGCCCGUCCUAAAUACCUCUGUUGUCACGUUGCCGAAAUGUCGCCGACAUUUCUUGUCUUUUAUUUAUAACAGUAUUGUCGUCGUGGUUGUCAUCAUUUUAUUUUCCUACUUUAUGUAAAAUGUACAAUUGUCUUUAAUUUACUGCCAGCUUCAUUCAGUGUCAAUGUAUGAAACUUUUGACGUAGGAGACAAACUCUCCGCUGUCUCCUGGGAGAAAAAAAAGGCUUCCGGAAAGAAAGAAAAAAAAAUUUUAACGGAAAGAAGAGCAAAAAGGAAAGAUGAGAGAAACGACUUUUAUGAAAAAGAUAGGUUUUAUGUCUUAUUGAUGCCUGAAUUUUUUUAACGGAUAUGAUUUCCUGUGUGGCCGUUUAAAACAUUUACAACACAAUGUACUGCACACCAUCGGCUCGCCAUGUCCAGUGGCUCUGUUAAAGGUCACAUGGUUCACUCGAUUUUUAUGUGUCGUAGCUCUAGUAAUUGAAAACGCACUACGUUUAAAAUGCAGAGGAGCUGUAGUUAGACCCCCGCUGUCAAAAUGGAUACGUUUCAACCCCCCCUGUGCCGGUAGUAUAACGACUAUGAAUAAACCCAUAAAAACGUCCCCCUCUUUUCAGAAGACCACUUACAGAACAAACGCAGUGGCCAUGGAUAAAGAAGUGAUAUUGUGGUGAAACGACCUUGAUGCCCGAGUGGGGAAAGAAACUGAACCUGUUCUGAGCAGAGCAGAUGCUAUAGGGACGCAGAUGCAGACCUCCUACCCCCCUGCAUGCCCUGUCCCAGUUGCUACAGUCCUCCUCUGCCACUACCACCCCGACCCCUGCAUGUCCUGUCCCAACUUGGUACAGUCCUUUACCAUCUGUAACAUGCGUCACUUGCUAUCCAAGGGACCCACAACAACUAAGGUGUCUGGAGGAGGCCGACGCUGUCAGUGUCCCAUGUUGAAUGGCUUCCCUCCUCUGUCUAGUGUCUCUCUGAGUACACACGCCCCCCGCCCCCUGCAUCCCAGGUCAAGCAAGCAGCCAUUGUGUGUUUUCCGCCGACCAUGCACUGUUUAGUGGUGACUAAUACUGUCUUGUCAUGUGCUGGCAAGGGGCAUGUCUGUGUGUGUGUGUGAGUGAGUGAGUGAGUGUGUGUGUGGGUGUGUGUGUUGCUUUUAGCCAGUAGCGUUGCAAUGCCCCUCUAUGUUCUCAGCCCACAAGUGAACCCGAUCCAUAACUGUCUGUUGGAUAAACAGAUCAACAUAAAGAAAGGGGGAAAUAGAAAACCAGAGAGAGAGAGAAUAAUCCACGUCCCUGCCUGAAAGCCACUCAGUGAUUACUUUAUUUUAAAACCUGCCAAUCACAUAGUGCAGCAUUCUACAAAUCGGUUGCCAACUGUUUCUUUGUUAUUUUAUUAUUUUUGCAUUUUCCUUUUUUUCCCCGCGUUUUGUUCUCAAUCUACAAUACUGCCAUUAUUUUCUUUUUUCAGAGACAACGUAAGAUGGGUACUGAAAGCCAUAGGUUAGAGAUGUCAAAACACAACACUAUCAUUGGUCCUUGACGAAGUGCGGCAUGAGUGCUCCCAAACGUCAAGUUUUUCUCUCAGUAAAUGUUGGAUUCUAUCCUUUUUGUGCAAUCACAUUGCCAAAGAACGAUUUAAAACAAUGUCAUCUAUGUAAAUAUCAACAUUGUCCAAAAAACCGUGGCAAAAAAUGAAUAAAUGUGGGUUUUGUUUUCUUUUGUUUUUUCAUUUUUCUGAAAAAAACUACAAUGAUGUUCAUGUGAUGUAUUGUCUUCCAGUUGGUUGCAAUAAUAAAAAAAUAUAUAAGUUGUAAAA